Messenger RNA from Coniosporium apollinis CBS 100218, 1854 nucleotides. RefSeq lists its product as uncharacterized. NCBI's taxonomy places the organism in Eukaryota, Fungi, Ascomycota, Dothideomycetes. Bases 1 to 1854 code for a protein of 617 amino acids. The transcript is spliced from 3 exons. The record is from RefSeq and is a predicted model, not a curated record.
AUGUUUACUUGCUUCGAGGACGGCAGCUGCCCGAUCGAUUUGACAUCGGAAGAGCUCGCGGCUGGCUGUAUGGAUGCUCUGAUAAUCACGGCUCAUCAUGUCAGCCCGCGAUGUGUGAGCGAGAGCUGUAUAGCGCCUUCUCAAUGGAUCCACAAUCGACCACAACACGAGAGUGAUGCAGCGCCUUCUCAAUGGAUCUACGAUUGGCCACAAGCAGUCCCAGAAUUCGCUGCACUAUCAUACGUCUGGGGUCAAGGCCGGCAUCUCAAGCUGUGCCGGGAAACUGCAGACGCGCUCUUCAGCGAUGGAGGACUCGUUGGAAACACUCCGCAAACCAUCGUAGACGCCAUGGUGGUUUGUAGUGAGCUUCGAAUACCAUACUUGUGGGUCGAUGCAUUGUGCAUACGGCAAGAUGACGAGACCGAUAAGGCAGCUCUGAUUCAAAUGAUGGACAAUAUCUACAGCUCCGCCGUUCUGACUAUCGUUGCGGCCAGUGGGGGUAGCGCAGACGCCGGUCUACCUGGUAUCAGCUCACCCCGCGUACCCCAGCACGCAACUCGUAUCAACGGCGUUGAUCUUGUGACAACGGGUCCCUGGUUCCUCACAUCGCAAGAAGAAUGUGUGUGGAAUAAGAGAGGAUGGACUUUCCAAGAGAAGAUGCUAUCAAGAAGACUGCUCAUUUUCGACAAGACUCAGUGUUUCUAUCACUGCAACAGCGCAACAUACUACGAGGAUGCAUAUACGGAAUCGGACUAUUUUUGUUCUCAUCCGGAGAAACCCCCUUAUCGCAACGACCAAUUUGAUGUGUCAGCUGAGCUAAUGGAAGACCAGUACCUGGACUUGGAUCGUCACCUCAAGUAUUUAACCAAACCGAGACCCGGCGACAGGGACCGUCUCAAGCAGUACAGGGCUGCUGUUGGUGGCUAUAUUACGAGGAGCCUUUCUCGAGAUGAUGAUGCAGUCAACGCCUUCCGGGGAAUUCUGAAUACUCUCGAGGAGGAUCUUGGUCCCUUCUUCUGGGGUAUGCCUGAAGCGGAGUUUGGCGUUUGCAUCGCCUGGCGCUGGCUCGACGGUACUCGAGGCAGCACUGAUGCCGCAUCAUCUCCCACCGCUCUUAGGAGCCUGGAUAGUUGGUUCCCGCUUCUUCACGCAAGAAGCAGCUUUCCGACUUGGUCGUGGCUAAGCCAGAGAAUCGAUUCAGCGUCUGACUCUACUGUCUUCCAAGCCUCCGAUCAGACACUAGUCCCUCUUGCGACAUACUACAGGUUCCAACCAGACGGUACUCCGGUGAAGAUCCGCGUCCUGUUUGAGGCCCCACAGAGCCCUGUGAAGAGGACACCAAAGGCCGUACCCCGCCUGACAGUCGGGCGAGAGCGGGCAGAAACAGAGUCACAUGCAGGGCCAACAAUGCAACUCUCGCGUUUUCUCAGUCUGAGACGACUGCUGCGAAGCGAUCCGCCUGCUCUAAAACUGGUGCCCCGGCAGGACGUCGCCCUUGAUCAGCUCCUCGGCUUCUGGACUGAAUGCGCAAGUCUCCAUGUGGAUCGACCGCAGUUCUUGCCUGGGGCAGGGGACAACCAGCCAGCUUGUCGUCACCUCCACAACGUACGCGUAGAGUCUGUGGGAGAUGUCAUUGCAGGCGUCCUCUUGGACGGUCGUUGGCGAGCCAGUCGUUCAGACAAGCUCGAUUUCGUGGCUAUUGCAACAAGUCAUGGCUUUUUGGGAGACAGCAUCCACGCGCUUGUGGUUGACUGGGAAGACGGUAUUGCGCGGCGCGUUCAGCUGUGCGCGGACAUACCACAAAAAUCCUGGGAUGCUACAUUUCCACAGUGUCGGCUUGUAGUUCUAGCAUGA